This is a messenger RNA of Cyclopterus lumpus (lumpfish), 3130 nucleotides long. It is a transcript of the gene gyg1a, whose product is annotated as glycogenin 1a. The record is from RefSeq and is a predicted model, not a curated record. Gene Ontology annotation, cellular component: cytoplasm. The transcript has 7 exons. Lineage: Eukaryota; Metazoa; Chordata; Actinopteri; Perciformes; Cyclopteridae. Gene Ontology annotation, molecular function: glycosyltransferase activity. Bases 1 to 1152 code for a protein of 383 amino acids.
AUGACCCGGAAAAUGUGGGGCUUGAUUCCAGUGUUGGACUGCUCCCAGCUGCUGAGCUCGUGCGCUACGCAGUGCAAACCCUCCGUCUGCCCCAUCACGACCCCCGCACCCCGGGAGGACUCGACUCAUCGCACCAUGUCGGCAGACCAAGCUUUUGUGACGCUGGCCACAAACGACGCCUACGCCAAGGGAGCGAUGGUCCUCGGCCGGUCGUUACUCAAACACAACACGACCAAGAAGCUGGUCGCACUCGUAGGACCUCAUGUUGCUGAACCAUGCAGAGAUGCCCUCCGCUCCAUUUUCCACGAGGUGCUCGUGGUGGACGUGAUGGACUCGGGCGAUGCGGCUCACCUCUCGCUGAUGAAGCGUCCAGACCUGGGAGUGACCUUCACCAAGCUGCACUGCUGGACUCUCACGCAGUACAGCAAGUGUGUGUUCAUGGACGCCGACACGCUGGUGCUGUCAAAUAUAGAUGAACUCUUUGAGAGAGAGGAACUAUCUGCAGCGCCGGAUCCUGGUUGGCCCGACUGCUUCAACUCCGGGGUGUUCGUCUUCAGGCCGUCCGACGAGACGCACGAGAAGCUGCUCACGUUCUGCCGUGAACACGGCAGCUUCGACGGUGGAGAUCAGGGGGUUCUCAACAGUUUCUUUAACACCUGGGCGACGGCAGAUAUUUCCAAACACCUCCCUUUCAUCUACAACCUCAGCAGUAUCGCCAUCUACUCCUACCUGCCUGCGUUCAAACAGUACGGCCACGACGCCAAGGUGGUGCACUUCCUGGGAAAGGUGAAGCCGUGGAACUACUCCUACGACGCUCAGAGGGGCGAGGUCAAAGGUCACUCCCUGUCCCCGGACCAGUGCCACCUGCAUCCCGACUACCUGCUCAUGUGGUGGCAGCUGUACGCCAAAUCGGUGCAGCCUCUGCUGCAGCAGACGCACGGGGACGCCCCGUUCGACAGCGGCUUCGUGGACGCGCCGGUGGACGCUGCGCUCCACGAGGAUGGGAGUGAGGACCAGGCGCCCUUCGCCCCGCCCCCCCAGAAGGUUUCAUCCGAGGAGAGGAAGCAGCGAUGGGAGGCGGGCCAGAUCGACUACAUGGGCGACGACUCCUUCGACAACAUCGCACGGAAGCUUGACUCCUUCUUGAAGUAGCGAGCGGGCGGGCGUGAUGGACAGAGAGAGCACCAGUUAAAAGAUCUGCGUGUGUGGGCGGAGAUUUCAAAGCACUGCUCGGCCAAUCACAGGGGCUUGACUAGCAGGGCGACUGGACGAACGCCUCUGUGCAGCGUUCAGCCUCACUCUCUGCAUCCCGUUAGUGCGCGUGCGUGUGUGUGUGUGUGUGUGUGUGUGUGUGUGUGUGUGUGUGUGUGUGUGUGUGUGUGUGUGUGUGUGUGUGUGUGUGUGUGUGUGUGUGUGUGUGUGUGUGUGUGUGUGUGUGUGUGUGUGUGUGUGUGUGUGUGUGUGUGUGUGUGCACGAACGGGAGUGAAAGUUUGACAGCGUUCCCGUGCACUCUUUCCAUUCAAUUUUCCCCUCCAAAGGAAACGUUUGAUGUUCCACUUUCUUUGCUGAGAGUUAGAAGAGAAGAUUGAUACUAAAUAUUAAGCUCCAGCCAGCAGCCGGCUAACUUAGCUUAGCAUUAAGCUAAGUAGCUAGCCACACUUUCUUUUUUUAUUUUUACACGCAUUCAAAGAAAGUGUCUCAACCCUAAAGAUGUUUACUGUCCGGCCUGAAUGAUAAGAAGUUGAACCAGGGGGGGGGGGAAAUACAACGUUGAGAUCCAAUAUUUCCGCUCGUCCUCUUCGGUUGUUGCUGAACAGGUUGCAUUAAUGUUGGUUUAAAAGUUUCAUAUAUUCCUCACGGAUGGUAAAAACACGCGGUUGCACAACGAAAUGCCGUUGUAGCCCCGCGCAUUGAUGAUCAAACCAAUGCAUUUCCUUUUAAAUUUUAUUUACACCAGGAACUGCAGAUAAUUUGGCAUUAACUUUGAGCCUUCGUUGAACAUCCCUGGCUCUUAUGCACCCGACAUAACCAGAUUGUUUGGGGGGGGUUCACUCAUUCCUCUAUGAAAGGGAGUCGAAUCGACCAAUCAACACGAGUGGUUCAAUCUCCUCAUCUAACUCUCGGGGGAAGAAGGCAAACAAGUGUACUUCCCGAAAAUGUCAGACUAUUCCCUUUUUUAAGUGUUCUCGAUGGCGAUGGAGUCCCGAGUCUUCCGAACCGGUGGAAACCUUCAGCAACAACAGAAACUGAGAAAGUGAAAUCGUUGUUUCUGGAUUUUUACCACCGCUCCUAUCCUGCAAUAAGUCUCUCUAUCUAUUCAAACCACUUUAAAGCAGAUAUGCAGCAACUGGCUCAUUUCCCCUCCCCAAAGUCCCAGCCAGUCGUGACAACCUCGCUUCGAUUUAAGAGUGUUCACCUCCCCCGGAGGACUUCGGUAAACGUCCCCAUCUGUGCCUCCUGACGCUCACCAGCUCCAUGUGACUCCAGCUUUUUAAUAUCUGGUGUCGUAGGACGAAAAGCCUGUUAUGUUUGAUUCGCAUUGGCACAGAGUUUUUAAGAAAAGUGGGUCAGAAAUGAAGUCCUUCCACAUCCUGAAUUGAUGUUGAUCGUCUUGUGUGUGUAUUUGUGUGCGUGCGCUCCCCUCCGGGCAUCUUUCCUCUCUGCAUGUUACGUAACGUCCUCCUGCCAGAUCUCCACGUCAGUACCCCCCCCCCCCCCCCCCCCCCCCGUUCCUCCACUUCCCUUUCUGUCGUGUUACCAGCCGCCUUAUUGCCGUUCACUGUUUACAAAAACCACUUACUGUACCUGCUGCUAGCACAACACGUCAGACUUUGUCGAGCCCCUCCGUCCCCGUUACCUAUGCCUCUCUUACUUCACUCCAGCUGUGUGACCUCAAACUAAAAUAGAACAAGAACAGCGUAGCCGACGCACUCCCCCGACAAGGAGCUGGCGAGGUUGGGAAAAGAAAAGCCCAUGUGAUUUUUUUUUUUCUCCAAUCUUUUUUCGGCCUGCUCAAUCCUGAAUAUGCAUGAGCGUGGGAACGUACCUGUAAUGCAGAUCUGUCCCGCCACCUAGCUGUUAACUGUACAUCCCUGUAGAAGCGCUAAUAAAAGAACUGGUGAAGAAUUA